AGCAUGGCAUGUGUGGACAGAUAGACGGAUGUGAGAGGACUUCACCUCAUUAUGAAACCCAAUCCAUCAGUGUUUUUGUCAGGAUUCCCCAGCACUGCAGCGGGGACAACAGAGUUUACACGUCUGUGGGAAUCAGGGGCAACGCAACAUUUCAUGGUCAUUAAACUUAAAAGUUGCCUGCGGCACAGUGUGUGCCCAUCACAUGCGGCCAUAACUUUAACAGAGCCACUGAUCUGUUUUCCAAGAUGACAUAAAUUGCUUUUACUGUGCAAUUUAUUAUGAGUUAAUAAAAAUUAAACGUGCGAGUCUGAUCAAAAAUCUGUAAAUGUAAGCUCCUGCUGAGUUGGGAAUCUUUGCUGUGGUGCAGCGUGCGUGCGCCCCUCCGCUCCUCCUCUGGAGUCUACAGCGGGGCACUCCGCAGUUCCAUUAUAUCCCGUAGCCUUUUUACGCGCUCGACGUCCGCAACCACAGCGCCUCUCUGAGCCUCUCCUUCCACUUCGCUCUUCGUGGGGAGAAAAAAAAAGACACUCUUGUUGGCCAGAGCUCCGAUGGAGGAUCACUCUGUCUGGUGUUCAUGUGAUCCCCUCUAGAGGAAGACUUCUGUUGUCCUCACGACUCAUUUUCCAACGCGAUGUGGGAGACGCGCUAUGUGCGCGGAGAGCUCCCUUCAGUCGCGGCCGCUUAACUAAAGGGGGGGAUCCCGGCUCGCUUUUCAUCCUCUGCUCCCCUAGGAACAAGAGGAGUUUGCAUGCAAAAGGUGGUCUAUCGCGGCAAGCCAUGGAGGGACUUGCCUAAAGAAGAUCCAACAUAGGAGAAAAGUUUUAGGCUUUUUUUCUUUACCUUUUUUUUUUGCUGCAUGUUGUUGUGAAGUCCACCCCCCCCCCACCCCACUCCCCUCCAGAAGUCUGAGCAUCUAUCAUCAUGGCUGAGAAGCUCGGACCAGCUGGGCCGAAGCCCACCAACGUCCGAACUACACCCUCGCUUCCCCCUGAGCCCAUAGACAUUAUUCGCACCAAAGCCCGAACCCGCAGAGUCCGCCUUAAUGUGGGAGGUUUGAACCAUGAGGUCUUGUGGCGGACCCUGGACCGGUUGCCCCGAACCCGCCUCGGCAAGCUCAGAGACUGCAACACCCAUGAGUCUCUGAUGGAGGUCUGCGAUGACUACAGCUUGAACGAGAACGAAUACUUCUUUGACCGGCACCCGGGGGCCUUCACCUCCAUUCUGAACUUUUACCGAACAGGGAAGCUGCACAUGAUGGAAGAGAUGUGCGCCCUUUCCUUUGGCCAAGAGUUAGAUUAUUGGGGGAUUGAUGAGAUCUACCUGGAGUCCUGCUGCCAGGCGCGUUACCACCAGAAAAAGGAGCAGAUGAACGAGGAGCUGCGGAGGGAGGCGGAAUCCAUGAGGGAGCGGGAGGGAGAUGGAGAGUUUGAUAACACCUGCUGCCCGGAAAAGAGGAGGAAACUGUGGGAUCUCCUAGAGAAGCCCAGCUCCUCAGUAGCCGCCAAGAUUCUUGCCAUCAUAUCCAUUCUGUUUAUUGUCUUAUCCACCAUCGCUCUGUCUCUGAACACCUUACCAGAGCUCCAAGUCAUGGAUGAGUUCGGCCAGGCCAAUGACAACCCUCAGCUAGCGCACGUGGAGGCAGUGUGCAUUGCGUGGUUCACCAUGGAGUACCUGCUCCGCUUCCUUUCUUCUCCCAAUAAAUGGAAGUUUUUCAAGGGUCCUCUCAAUGUUAUAGACUUAUUGGCCAUUCUGCCAUAUUAUGUCACCAUAUUCCUAACAGAGUCCAACAAGAGUGUGCUACAGUUCCAAAAUGUGCGCCGUGUGGUGCAGAUCUUCAGAAUCAUGAGAAUACUGAGGAUCCUAAAACUUGCCAGACACUCCACAGGGCUCCAGUCUCUAGGAUUUACUUUGAGAAGGAGCUACAACGAACUGGGACUGCUUAUUUUAUUUCUUGCCAUGGGAAUCAUGAUAUUUUCCAGCUUGGUUUUCUUUGCUGAGAAAGAUGAAGAUGCCACUAAAUUCACCAGUAUCCCUGCUUCAUUCUGGUGGGCCACUAUUACAAUGACUACAGUGGGAUAUGGUGACAUUUACCCACAAACUUUACUUGGGAAGAUUGUUGGUGGACUCUGCUGUAUUGCAGGGGUUCUGGUAAUAGCUCUACCGAUCCCCAUUAUUGUAAACAACUUCUCUGAGUUCUAUAAGGAGCAGAAAAGGCAGGAAAAAGCCAUAAAGAGGAGGGAAGCCCUUGAGAGAGCCAAGAGGAAUGGCAGCAUUGUGUCAAUGAACCUUAAGGAUGCUGUUGCUCGUAGUAUGGAACUAAUGGAUGUGGUGGUAGAGAAAGGAGAAGACAAAAUGGACAACCACCUGUCGCCAAGUCGUUGGGGUGGCUCAACCAGACAUGCUACUUCCGAAAGCAACCUAAGAUCACCCGAUAAAAGAAACCCAGAAAGCUCUCCCCAUCGUGUAACCAUCACCACCACUGGAAGUCCGCAGCGUAUCAGCAGGACCCCGCAGCACCUUAAUGCUCAGAAACUGGAGGAAAUGUACAACCAGAUGACAAAGUCUCAAUCUUUUACCAAUCUCAACACUACAAGCUCCAUGAGCACUUUGAGCACAACAAUGACCGCCCCUGCCUCACCAAAGAAAUCUCUCAGCCCUGAAUCUACUCUGAAGGAGAAGGUGCAGCUGGAGAUGAAGGAGGUCCAUCCUUCUUCAGAAGAUAACCUUGCAAGUUGUUCAAUUGACUUUUUAAGGCAGGGCUCAGACGAGGAGAAUUCUGGACCAUGUAAGAUCAAAUGGCCAAAAGCUCCACCUUACCUGGAUCUCAGCCAGCUCAGAGCCAUUGAUGAUCUAAGCCCUCCUGACAGCUUUCAGAAAGAUGGCUUCUAUGACUCUAUCAACCCCUGUGAGCGAUCAGAGUUUCGCACUGGAGAGAAAAUACACUUUAACAGCUCUGUGGACAAAUUCCAAGGCCCUCCAACAGGUAAUAACUCUCUAAAAAUGAAAGGAUCAAGGGUCAUCUUCAAUAAAACUUCCAGUGAAUGCCCUCUAACUCCACCUAGCACUACCUCUCCUGGAGACUUCAGCUCCAGUAUCCUGGAAGAUGAGUCUCCGGCAGGUGAGACAUCACCACUCAUCCGUAAUUCAGAGGAGCUGCUUCCAGUCAAAGUGGAGGACACCUGCAACUUCUCGCCUAAGAGGCUGAUGGUAGACACCCCACCAGGAGAUGAAGAUGAAUCUACGGAGCACCAUGAUGACAAACAUCUGAUGGAGGAGGCUGGUGCUGCUGUCGCACCUUUGUCACCCAAGAAAACGGCACAAAAUUGCACCCAAGGUGGGGCUGGGUCGAGCGACGAGGCCGUGUCUGACAGCAACCAAAGUGGACACAAAGUAGAGAACCACAUGUUUACUUCCGAUAUUCACCUGAUACCUGGAGAUGCCAGCCUCUCUCCAACCUGCGAAACAAGUAUGUGAAGGGAAGCACUGAGGAACAAUACUACAACCUAAGCCUGGGCUGUGCGAGAACAGGGGGAGGAGUCAAGGGUGCAGUAGGAGUGAAAGAUAUUUUUGCAUGGCAUGACAAGUCUCUUAAUACUUGUGUUGUGAAUUGCUGCAAAAGAAACUGCAGUGCUUUUUGCAGGUUUGACUUUGAAUACUCAGCAGGCUCAGAGAGCAAGAGGAUCUUCUGGAAAUGCGAUAAAAGAUUUCAUUAACUAAGAUACAGGUUCACCCAAUGUACAUAAUGACCGUCUCUUUUUCUAGCAAGAAGAGGAAAUGCACAGUGGGAUUAACUGUUAAAAAAAAAAGCAUGCAUUUAAAAAAGACGGAUAUUUUACGGUGCUUCGUUUGCUAAAAGCGCUCCGUGUACAUACUAGGACAUGUAAGGCAAUGGCAAUGCACAGGACGGAAAAGGAAGACUUGAUGGUACAAUUACGUACAAUGUGAAAAAAGGAGGUACAGGGGUUUGAAUCAACAGCCCUCAGACCGGGUGUUGCAUAGUAGCGACCUAUUAAAAAAACAUAUCAUCACCUUUUGUGGAAAUGCAAAGUGUUCCCGACCUGUAAUGUCUUUUUGUUUCCUGUGUAAAAUGGUGAAUGAAGCUGUAACAUCGAUGCUAUUGCUUUGGGUUUUCAUAGCAACUACAGAAACUUUAGGAUUUUUUUGUGAAAUAUUCAAUUUUUGACUUAAAAACACUCCAGCAUAGAGCAUAGAUCUGGACAACAGCUGCAGAAUAUAAUCUCCAGCAUGAAAGGAGCUAUCAGGUACUAAAGCCAAUUAGAUAUAUACACGUAUAAAUCAGUUUUAAAAGCUAGAGUACUUGUUCAGUCAUUUGAUUUAAUCUAAAUCGAAGAAAAACAAGUGUUUAUUAACUGGUAUUAGAUACACUAUACAUCACUAGAAGUAGAUACAAAAUAAAUAGAUAAUAAAUGAUUUUAGAUUGGGGUCAUAAAAAAAAUUCUAAAGUAGGUGACACGUUAAAUCAGCACAAUGCACUUGGUAUUUAUAUAGAUUAGUUUAUAUUAAAAAUACAGUAUAUUAGUAUUCCUUCAUUCAUUCAUAGGUUAAUUGGUUACUCUAAAUUGCCCUUAGGUGUGAACGUGAGUGUGCUUGCGUGUGUGAUUUGUGGCCCUGCGACAGACUGGUGACUUGUCCAGGAUGUCCCCUGUCUCUGCCCACGAGUGGCCAGGAAAGGCUCCGGCAGCCCCGUGCCCCUGAAAGGGACAAAACGGGAUUAGUGGAUGAAUGAAUGAAUGAAUAUAUUAGUAUCUGUUCUUGCAAUUUAAAUUGGAUAUACCACAUAAUAUGACAAUACUCCUCUCGAUGUCAAUGGACCAAACCAAGCACACUUACAAGCUUCAUUUACAUCAGCUUCGUAACAUUUAUGAUAUUUACAUCUGUUUUGACAGUAUUUAUGUUUGUGUCUUAUGUUUUUGUUUUUUUUUAACCUGCAUCAUGGUCACUACGCUAUAUUCUGCACCCUGGUGUUAUUUUGGUUUUUUUUCUCCAGCAACUUGACCUGAUCCUGCUGAUAAGCUUAGUGCACCUUGUUUAUCUUAUAGUAAUUGUGGUGUCUUGGACUCUUUUUUUUUUUUUUUUUUUUUUUUUUUUUUAGUGAACAAAACAAUUUUCAGUCAAACUUAAACCCAAAGGAGUUUUCUUUAUUUUUCUUUCACUUUUUGUCGUGUUUCUUUUUGCUUUUGUUCUUAACUGACUGAAAAUCUAUGUUGUACGUUGCCUUUGAUUCCAAUUUUUCGCUGGAAUGUUUGUUUGGUUUGUCUCGACAAAACUCACUAAAGUGAGUUGUUCGCUUUUUUGUUUGUUUUUUAUUAUCAUGUCUUUCUGUUGGUUUGAUUUCUCACAGAGAGGUGUGGAAUGUGCAAUACCGCAAACUGCAAUCUAUGCAGGCCAAGAAUUGUGGCACUUUAUUUUAUUUCUAUGGGAAUUUGUAAGUGUACAGGCAGAAAUGACUUGUAUUUUUCCAAUGUUAUAUCUUUAAUAUGAGAUAAAACAGUAUUUCAAAGACAGAAAUCUCAUUAACAAUGCAAACUAAAAUCAGAUGGGGGGGGGUUUCUGUCUUUCAUAUUAUAUUUCUGGCAUGAUACUAUCAAGAGUUUUAAAGCCAGAUAUAAUGGACCUUCAAUUUGAUUAUAGGGAUCCAAAUUGAACACCGGAGCUUUUUUUUAUGGCUGUUAGAUUUAGAUAAAAAAUGUUUUAAAAGUCUUUGGACGUUAUUCAAAUGAUCCUAUUUCAGUGGCCACAAAAUAAUAAAGGAUUUUGUUUUUGUGAUUUAAGAAUUGUUCUAUUUUUUGUAAACCAAAAUGGAGCACGACCACAAUUUCCUGCCAUAUGGUGGCUGAAAUAAUGCGUGCCUUUUCAUAAAACUGCUGUUUAUGAGAAGGUAGCAAGUAAAUUUUGCUUUGUUCAUAUAACACUGUACAGAAAAAUUCUAAUUUUAUAGGAGAAAUCAGGUCUUUAUGUAAUAGAUUACAAGUAAUACUAUUGAGUUCUCAGGUUUUCUAUAACUCUCUGAUGCUCUCAUUAAAAAUAUAACUUUUUUUUAAGGUUUUUUUUUUGUUUGUUUAUUCUUCAACAGCAAACAAGCUGGUUAUGUACUCUGCAAGCAAGGACACUCAAACAAAUUGUGUGUUCCAUAUUCAGUAUCCAUCAUCAUCCGCCUUUAAAGGAAUAAAAGAAAUUUUCAAGCGACGACAGGAAGAGACCUGUUGUACAGGAAUCGACCCAAUUCCAGCUCUGGAAAAAACCCUCCUCCUUAAUCCUGUGGCGUAAAAGUGCAAAAACAUGACUUCCCAAGCGUUUCAAUUGCAUCACGUCUGUUUGGGCCCACAUUUUCCUUUUUGUCCUUACAGUUCAUGGUACAUACUGUUUGCCGAAAGUAGCAUAAUCAGACUCAGUAUCCAGACGUUCAUGUAAGGUAUCUUUGUUAAACAUCCAAUCCCCUCAUCAAAAGCAUGAAAUGUGAGGUGGUCAUUUAGAGUUUGUCUUUUAAUCUAAGGGAGUUUAAAUGAUAACCUUAUUGUUAAAUCCCUUUUUGUGUACCUGUACAUUCAUGUUUUUCCUUCAUCCUGUUUGCAUCAUGUUUAGUCUGAGUAAUCCUUUCACUUUGUCAAAUAUAGUAGGAAAAAAACAAAGACAAGGAAGCUGGAUUAAUCGGCUACAUCUGAAGCAAAGUUUAUGUGGAAGUUAGUUUUGCCAGCAAAAGAACCGUGCGCUGUCCUCACUGUCUCACAAAGACAUAUUCAUCUGUGUUACUGUAAAUGGAAAUGUGGUGUCUUUAUUUUCUCUGAGAGAACGUGUACUGUCCAUGAUGCUCAUUUGUGCUCACCAAACACUUUUCCCUGAAAGCAUUAUUGUUUUUCUUGUCUUUGUGUAUUCUGCCUCUUAUGUUUGUUUUCUUUUUUGUUUUUUGCUCUUAAUUGAGCUUUGAAACAUCAACUUUAUUAGACUCAUCCUGAGCAACAGACUGUUUCUGUACAAGACAACAUCUUUGUAUGCAUGUAGUAGUCUGAGCAUUGUAUGACCACAGAACACUUUGUUAUGGUACAUGUAUGUCAACAUUUCUGUAGAGCAUCAACCCCACUACAUCUAUUAGCAUUAUGCAGAAUAACAAAUAAAUGUAUAUAUAUAUAUAUAUA
Molecule: messenger RNA, 7154 nt
Organism: Oryzias latipes (Japanese medaka)
Lineage: Eukaryota; Metazoa; Chordata; Actinopteri; Beloniformes; Adrianichthyidae
Gene: kcnb2b
Product: potassium voltage-gated channel subfamily B member 2b
Biological process (GO): protein homooligomerization; potassium ion transmembrane transport; action potential
Cellular component (GO): membrane; dendrite; voltage-gated potassium channel complex
Molecular function (GO): protein binding; delayed rectifier potassium channel activity
Source: RefSeq, a predicted model, not a curated record